GAAAAGUGAAGCGUCCCUCCACACACUGCAGCGCGUUCUGCGCGACUGCGUCUCUCCCAACCUCGAUGUCGCGCUCAAUGCUGGCGCGUUCUCCGAUUAAAAUAUCUCAUCAACUACGAGGCAACGCUCAGCGAUAUGCCAUACGCGCUGCUAGUCAAGCUGCAACGGUGACCAAGUCAAAAUCUUUGCCAGAAAAACCGGCUGCCUCGCUCGGGUCUCCGCCUCAGCAGACAUGGCUCACGAGAUACUUGAAGGAACAUCCAGCAGCAAUGAACGUUUUCAUGAGGUUCAGCAGACUCCUAGGAUACGGUAGCCCCAAGCAACUCGCGGCGAGACGCGCCCUCGCGCUUUACCGGGGUGUAUGCGUCAAUAAAGCAGACGAAGAGCAGAAAUUCUGGCAACUAGAGUGCGACCUCCCGCCGACCUUCCAGUCCUGGUUCACAAUCACGAACUUGCACGUCUGGCUGCUCAUCGUGCGCCUGCGCGCGCUGCCGCCCCCGCACGGGAUGAACCACAUCCAGGCGCUGCUCGACCACUUCUUCAUGGACGUCGAGGACCGCAUCCGCGCGAUUCUGCAGCCGCGCACGUUCGAGGCCGCGCAACGCACGCCGCCCAGCUCCGCGUUCUACCCGAACCGCCGGCGCGACGAGGGGCCCGAGGCGGGCGUCACUGAGGACGGAGAGAAGAAGCCGCUGCGCAAGAACGCGCCCGAGAGCCUCGUGUCCCGCCAGAUGAAGAUCUUCCGCGACCAGUACCAGGGGAUGGCGAUGGCGCUCGACCUGGGCGUGGUGAAGGGCGACGCGGAGCUCGCCGGCGCGGUAUGGCGAAACUUCCUCGGCGCGCGGGGCGCGCGCGGGAUCGUCUACGCGGAGGACGGCGACGCGCUCGCUGGGCAGCCCGCAUUCCGGCGCUCGGUGAACCCCACGGACAAGAGCCUGCAGAGCGUGUCGAACGACAAGCUCGAGGCGGCGGAGACGGAGGACGACCAGUCGGGCGUGCACGACUACUUCCCGCACGAGGCGGACAAGUACCUCGCGUACCCGGAGCUGAUGAAGACGCUCGCGACGUAUAUACGCAAGGAGCUCGUGCGCCUGGGGAGGGUGAGCGACGAGGAGAUCAUGGGGUCAAUGCAGCCCGGGAAGGAGUUUGACGGCGUGGAGAAGUUGAAGUUUGGGCCCAUCAAGGGACACUGAGGGGCGCUGUCUGGGUCACUGCACGAAGAAAGUACUGUAGAACAUACAGCUAGUUGUAAUGUAACUCCCUACUCUUCCGCAUAUUCGUAGAUAACUUAGAGUGGUAUACAGCGUAACUCCGACAUACCGCGUUAUACGGCCAUUCACGCUCCUCUUAUUCCCGAG
Molecule: messenger RNA, 1358 nt
Organism: Gloeophyllum trabeum ATCC 11539
Lineage: Eukaryota; Fungi; Basidiomycota; Agaricomycetes; Gloeophyllales; Gloeophyllaceae
Exons: 2
Coding region: 66-1193 (375 amino acids)
Biological process (GO): mitochondrial respiratory chain complex III assembly
Cellular component (GO): mitochondrion
Source: RefSeq, a predicted model, not a curated record